CCUCCGCUCACUGGUCAGAUUCCUGCCUUGUGGAUUCUUCAUUUAAAUCGUCAUUGUGUUACACCGAUCUCUGCCCCCAGUAAACCAGACAGCAGGUGGCGCUGUGCUCGGACCGUCUCCACCGUCUUGUGCGUCCACCCGCGGCGCUGCGAGCCGGCGGAUUGCGGCGGCCACGGAGACUGCAAAGAUGGCCGCUGCCGGUGCCGGCCGGGCUGGCGGGGCGCCGCCUGCGACGCUGCGGCCUGUCGGCCCGCGGCCUGCGGGCCUUACGGGGUCUGCACCGCCGACGGCUGUGUCUGUGCUGCCGGUCGGAGAGGAAAGCUCUGCAGAGAAGGUAAGCAGGAGGAGCUUCACCUUUACAUCAAUGAACUGAGCAUCAUCAUCUUCCUCCUCUCCUCUACAGCCGGUCUCCGAUUGGCCAGGAGGACGUUUACGUUGAGGAGACGCGAGGAGACGUGCUCAGGAAACACGUAUCUCACAGAAGGGACGUGGCUGUUGAUCUCCGGGGGUCUGGCCUCGCUGCUGCUGCUGCACCAGCUGCAAGUCCUCCUGCGGGCCGGGGGCCGCUGGGUCCGCCUGGAUUCCAUGUGGACCCGCCUCCCGCUGAGCGGCGUCCGGGACGAGCAGCUUCCCCUUCGCCGGAGGACGACCGCCAGUUGCUGACAUUUUACUUUUGGGGGGGGCGGGGACCCCUGAAGAUACAGAGACGAGUGGAUCUGAGGUCACAUGACCUGAAGACGGAUUACGAGGCACCAGAACCACCAACAGAGGCCCGAGAUGCACAUGUUGCUUCACAUUCAUAAACUCUGGUUGGGAUUAUUAUGAAACAAAUGGGAUCAGGACUCCUCCCCUUUUCAGGUGAAAGUAAAAAGAAAUGCUUUUAUUGAUCAUGUUUUGGGGGAUAAUAAGUUGAAGAUAUUGAGGAGCUUUAAACUAAAGAUGGCGACGAUAUGUAACGUAAGUACAUUUACUCCAGUACUUCAAACACUGUCAUAUUAAAAUAUUGGUAUUAAUUGUGAGUUUUUAUUUCUUUAUUUAAUAUAAACUAUUAUUUAACCAGGUGAGUCACAUUGAGAUAAAAAAAUCUAUUUUUCUAAGUUGAAGAAACUAAAAGUCAAGAGACAGUCAAUAAUGUGCUGUUGAAGGGGUUGUUGUUGUGACGCGUGUAGUUGAUAUUAUGAUGUUAUUAUUUUAAUUUUAUAAUUGUCUUGUACAAACAAAGGCUGUUCUCUCUGACCCGUAUGUUUCCGGAGGCGCGGGACGGCUGACGCGUGUCACGUGGAGAUGACGUCACGGCGUGAUGGCGGUCAGGUGACCGCGCUGGGUCAAGUUAUUUGGUUGAGUCAACAAUACCGGAAACGGCUGAAUAUCACUUUUAAAACAAAAGGCUCAAACUUCUUUAAAAAAUGUUUGCCUUUCAUUAAAAAUGUAAACUGUCAAACUAACAUCUAUUGACAAUAGAAGCUAAAAGAAGUGAAGUGGGCUGACAUCACAAACACACACACACACGACGCGCUUCUAUUAAAAAUACUUUUAGAAAAAAAGUCUAUAUAUAUAAAAUAAACCGGUCUUUUAUUUUGGUCAAACAAACCGGAAGACGUGUGACGUCGUCCCGCUGGGUUAAGUGGGGACCAGCGCGCGGCUCUUCAAUUCCCCCCUUAUGGCUGCAGCGGCGCUCGCGUGGCUGCUCCUGUGGCUCUGCGUCCGGCGGCUCGAGACCACGAACGACCGGGUUUCUCUGGGCGACGACGUCCUGCGGCCGUACGCCGUCGGUCAUGGCCCCGCCCACUCCCACCGCCACGUCAGGGACUGCCAGCCCGCC
This is a messenger RNA of Pseudoliparis swirei, 1822 nucleotides long. RefSeq names its product N-acetylglucosamine-1-phosphodiester alpha-N-acetylglucosaminidase-like. The record is from RefSeq and is a predicted model, not a curated record. The annotation marks the transcript as partial. The transcript has 4 exons. NCBI's taxonomy places the organism in Eukaryota, Metazoa, Chordata, Actinopteri, Perciformes, Liparidae.